This is a messenger RNA of Papaver somniferum (opium poppy), 2370 nucleotides long. Its product is annotated as pentatricopeptide repeat-containing protein At1g62910-like. The transcript has 3 exons. NCBI's taxonomy places the organism in Eukaryota, Viridiplantae, Streptophyta, Magnoliopsida, Ranunculales, Papaveraceae. Bases 211 to 1626 code for a protein of 471 amino acids. The record is from RefSeq and is a predicted model, not a curated record. Gene Ontology annotation, molecular function: protein binding.
GUCAGAAGGCUAAUCUCCAUAUUGAUUAACCCUCCACUUCGUCUGCACAAUAAUACCACCCACUUCUUCUCAGUUUCCCCUUCCAUUGCAAUCGCACCUGGCAGAAGUUAUGCUUCGUGUCAUAAAACCCAAAGCAAAAUUCUAGUGCCUGAUCAGUGCAAGACCCGGCAAAUAGAAAAACUUGAUGAUGCAUUAGGCCACUUUGAUUAUAUGAUUUCUUUGAACCCAUUUCCAUCAAUUGAAGCAUUCAAUAAUCUAUUAACUUCAAUCUCUAAACUAAGAUGUUAUACCUCAGUGUUUCCAUUGUAUCAGAGGAUGAGAUUGAUUGGAAUCGAACCUAAUAUCUUUACAUAUAACAGUUUGAUUAACUGUUGUUGUCAGUUAAGGCAAGUUGAUUAUGGGUUCUGUUUGUUUAGCGAAAUUUUGAAGAGGGGUUAUCAUCCUACUGUUGUAACUUUCACUUCUUUGAUUAAAGGGCUAUGUCUGCAAGGAAACAUCCGACCUGCGGUUCAUCUGUUUGAGAUAAUGACUGUUAGUGGAGUUCGACCUAAUGUUGUUACGUACGGUGUGAUCAUAGAUACUCUAUGCAAAAAUGGGUUAGUGGAUGAAGCUGUAAAUAUGUUUGACCAAAUGAUCAAUGUUCGGAAAAUUGUCCCGAAUGUUGUUGUUUAUAGUUCUUUGAUUAGUGGGUUAUGUAAAUCAGAUAGGUUAACUGAGGCUAUAGAACUUUUUCAUAACAUGUCUGCUCGAGGAAUUCCUGCAAAUGCAAUCACUUAUGGUUCUCUAAUUCAUGGUUUUAGCCAAUGUGGACAGUGGAAGGAAGCGCAGAGAUAUUUUGAUGAAAUGGUGGACAAAGGGAUAUCACCCACAGUAGUUGUAUAUAAUAUGCAAAUAGAUUCUCUGUCCAAAGAGGGGAAGAUCGGAAAAGCUGGGGAGUUGUUUGAGGAAAUGAUGAAGUUAGGCAAGGAACCUGAUGUAGUUACUUAUAACUCGAUGAUAGAUGGAUACUGCAAGAACUCUAGGUUGGAUGAUGCUUUGCAGCUGUACAAGAAAAUGAAGCGAAAGGGUCUAAAGCUAGCAAAUGUUACAUACAGUACACUUGUUUCCGGACUAUGUCGUGCUGGAAGAGUUACAACCGCACGAAGCCUAUUAAUCGAGAUGCAAACAAUUGGUGUAUCUCCAGACAUAGUUACAUAUGGUGCCAUGUUAGAUGGACUUUUCAAGAAUGGACACAUUGAUGAGGCGAUAGAAUUGUUUCAGUCUAUGGAAGGUAAGGGGUUUAAAAUUGACAUUCAGAUUUAUAGUUUAGUUAUUGCUGGGUUGUGCAAUGCCAAAAACUUCGAGUAUGCAAGGAAUAUAUUUUACGGAAUCACACAUAAAGGAUUAGUUCCCAAUGUCGUAACAUAUACCAUAAUGAUCAAUGGCAUGUGCAAAGAAGGCAUGUUUGUUGAGGCCGAGAGAUUGAUGUUUGAAAUGGAAAAGAAUGGUUGCAUUCCAAAUGUUAUCACAUACGAUACCAUUAUCAAGGGCCUUCUUAAAGGAGGAGAUAUUAAGAAAGCUAGGAAGUUUCUUCAAAGAAUGCGCGAUAGCAGCUCCCACUCAGCAACGCCACCAUCUGCAUGUUAACUAAUGCCCUAACUGUGGAUCAACUUAAAAACUUUGGAUCUUUUCGAUAGCUGGUCAGAGUGGCCAUGCAGAUGAUGCUCUUUUCUUGUUUGAGCUAUUGGAGUCGGUGGUUUUGGAGAUUGGGUUGGGAACUUCUACUCAAGUAACAACAGCUACUUCAAAUAUUAAUCAUUAUGCUUGAAGGUUUCUCAUAUCCAGACACACUUCAAUAUGAAGGGGUGACAGCAUGAGUGAGGUACUAAGAGCAAGGAACCAUCACAAAGUACAGAUAUAUGUAGGCAUAUGCAUGGGUUCCAAAUACGAUGAAGAGGAAGCUUUUUGUCUUGAGUUAAGAGGAAGACUUUAAAGCAUGUGUUCUCACCUACAGACUGGUCAUCAUCGUGGCACCGAAUUUGCAGUUAUGGGAAGGACACUCAAUUCCCCAGUUGAUUUUGCAAGCACGUCUACAUCUUGUACUGGGGGAAUGUGUUGGAUAGUUGAAAAAUUGAGGAACUUUGGUCUUGGCAUUUCAUACACCCCGGCAAAAAAUAACAACAGUCAAUUUCACGGUGCAUCUUGUUGACACCAUUAAUGGGCUCAGUAACACACUCUUGAAGUGUGGUUCUAUCAACCAGCACAAUAGGUCAUUUUCACUGGCUAGAAAAUAUAUGGGUGAAGGCCCAGUUGAAGAUUCCACAUAUCAGAUGAAUGGACUGUACGUGGUUACGUCAAUCAGUCUUGACGAACUAUUGUAAUUUUUUGGUU